GUGCUGUCAACUUGCCGCAGAAAAAACAAGAAAUUUACAAGUCAUCGGCAGAGUGUUUGAGAAAAGAUCGGCAAUAAUUGCAUUGAACAAAGCGUAAUAUUUACCAAGAGCAGGCAACCAGCUAACUAAACAUGGCUCAGACUCUGGAGGACAAGUCGAUUUGGGAGGACGGCGAGGAGUCGCUGGGCGAGGAGGUGAUGCGUAUGUCCACCGAUGAGAUUGUGAGCAGGACUCGCCUUAUGGACAACGAGAUUAAGAUCAUGAAGAGUGAGGUGAUGCGGAUCACGCACGAGAUCCAGGCGCAGAACGAGAAGAUCAAGGACAACACCGAAAAGAUCAAGGUUAACAAAACGCUGCCUUACUUGGUUUCCAAUGUCAUAGAGCUGCUGGAUGUGGACCCACAGGAGGAGGAGGACGACGGAUCAGUCACUGUGUUGGACAACCAGCGCAAAGGCAAGUGCGCCGUUAUCAAAACCUCCACUCGUCAGGCCUACUUCCUGCCAGUCAUCGGUCUGGUGGAUGCCGAGAAACUGAAGCCCGGUGAUCUGGUGGGCGUCAACAAGGACUCGUACUUGAUUCUAGAGACCCUACCGGCCGAGUAUGACGCUCGUGUCAAAGCCAUGGAGGUGGACGAGCGACCCACAGAGCAGUACUCCGACAUCGGCGGAUUGGACAAGCAGAUCCAAGAGCUGAUUGAGGCGGUAGUGUUGCCCAUGACGCACAAGGAAAAGUUCAAGAACCUCGGCAUACACCCGCCUAAAGGUGUUCUCCUGUAUGGUCCCCCUGGAACCGGAAAGACUUUGCUGGCCCGAGCCUGCGCUGCCCAGACCAAGUCCACCUUCCUUAAGUUGGCCGGUCCGCAGCUAGUACAGAUGUUCAUUGGUGAUGGUGCCAAGCUAGUGCGUGAUGCCUUCGCUCUGGCCAAGGAGAAGGCUCCAGCAAUUAUCUUCAUCGACGAGUUGGACGCAAUUGGCACCAAACGUUUUGAUUCAGAGAAGGCCGGUGACCGUGAAGUGCAGCGUACCAUGUUGGAGCUGCUCAACCAGCUGGAUGGCUUCAGCUCUACCGCCGAUAUUAAGGUUAUUGCUGCAACAAAUCGUGUGGAUAUCCUGGAUCCUGCUCUGUUGCGUUCCGGUCGCCUGGAUCGUAAGAUCGAGUUCCCCCACCCAAAUGAGGAGGCUCGUGCUCGCAUUAUGCAGAUCCACUCCCGUAAAAUGAACGUGAGCAAUGACGUUAACUUUGAGGAGCUGUCCCGAUCGACGGAUGACUUUAACGGUGCCCAAUGCAAGGCCGUAUGUGUGGAGGCUGGCAUGAUCGCCCUGCGCCGAUCAGCCACCUCGGUAACGCACGAGGACUUCAUGGACGCCAUUAUGGAAGUGCAGGCGAAGAAGAAGGCUAAUCUUAACUACUACGCUUAAGCUAUAAAUUUGCAGUUUAACUCUACAUUGUCCGCUCGCCCCUUUAAAUAAACCAUGAUAAAUAAACACAAAAAUUAGUGUA
Messenger RNA from Drosophila serrata, 1500 nucleotides. RefSeq names its product 26S proteasome regulatory subunit Rpt5 (gene Rpt5). Gene Ontology annotation, molecular function: ATP hydrolysis activity; ATP binding. NCBI's taxonomy places the organism in Eukaryota, Metazoa, Arthropoda, Insecta, Diptera, Drosophilidae. The record is from RefSeq and is a predicted model, not a curated record.